Molecule: messenger RNA, 654 nt
Organism: Miscanthus lutarioriparius
Lineage: Eukaryota; Viridiplantae; Streptophyta; Magnoliopsida; Poales; Poaceae
Source: the annotation of a GenBank genome assembly
AUGGCGGCAGCCGGGGACGGCGGCCUCCUCGUCUGCGUGACGGGCGCCAGCGGCUUCAUUGGCUCCUGGCUCGUCCGCUGCCUCCUGGACCGCGGCUACACCGUCCACGCCACCGUCAAGAACCUCCAAGAUGAGGGCGAGACGAAGCACUUGCAGGCCAUGGGCGGCGCCGACACGCGUCUCCGGCUGUUCCAGAUGGACCUCGUCGACCCUGCUUCCAUGGAGCUGCUGGAACCUGCGGUGAAGGGCACGCUCAACGUUCUGCGUGCCGCGAAAGAUUGUGGAGUGGGCCGCGUUAUGCUCAUGUCGUCACAGGCGGCCAUGGUGCCGAAUCCCAACUGGCCUGCAGGCAGGGUCAUAGAUGAUGAUUCUUGGGCCGACGUUGCUCAAGAAGCUUCAGAAGCUAUGGUUCAGGGCUUCAUGCUUGUGCUCAUUUAUGCUCGGAGUUGCAGAUUUGGUACAGCGUUUCCAAAACACUGGCAGAGAAGGCCGCAUGGGUUGCAGACAGCGGUGCUCAAUCCAGGGAUGGUAUUGGGCCCAAUGUUAACACCAUCAGUUAACGCCAGUCUGCGUCUGUUGCUGCAAAUUCUGGGAGAAUCCGGGAGGACAAGCAAGGCUGGGUGGUGCGAACAAAGGAGCCUUCCAAGAAAUUGA